CAGAGAGCGUAUCAGGCAAAGGCUAGCCCGGCCCGAAACAUAAAACAAGAGUGGAAGUGCUAAACUACGAUCGGCGCCGUCGUGGACAGUAUCUGGAGCGCUCUGUUUUAAUUCCAGGAUUAGGAAAAAAGUUUGAAUCUUUGUCUGCAAUAAUGCAAAAUAUUCAUAGGAUUGUGUCGCGUUUUUCGUCGGCCAAUGUUGUGAGGUUUGUGAAAGAAAAGAGUAAACCCAGUUUUGGAAAUGGAACAAAGGUAUUAGACAAUUCUAUUGGAGGUUACGGAGUUGUUAGCACGCGGGUUUUCUCGGAAAAGUCGGGUGGUGGUGGUGAGAACGGAGGGAAAAAUGAUUGGGAGAGUGUUGUUGGGGGAUCUUUCGGUGUUGGAGCUGGUUCUGAUGAUUUGGGUUGGGAUUCUGCUUCAUCGUGGUCGACUGGAAUGACAAAGGAUCAUUUUGAUGGAGAGUUUGUGGGUCAGAAGGCGGAUUCUAGCGCUAGCGCUAGCGUUAGCAGUGGGUUGAAUACUUCUGAGAAUGCGUUGGUCUAUAGUUUGCAGGAAGUUGAAGAUAGGAUAAGAGAACUUGAGGCAGAAAAUAAGAAGGGAAAGGUUUUUGUUGAUGGUUGGGGUGAGAAGAUGCGCGAGAUUAGUGUGCUGUUGAAACAAGUGAAGGAGCCUGGUGCUAGAGGAUCUUUCUUGAAGUACUCGGAGAAGGAUGAGAUGUAUCGGUUGCACAAAGAAAAUCCUGAAGUUUACACUGUUGAGAAGCUUGCUAAGGACUAUAGGAUUAUGAGACAGCGGGUGCAUGCUAUUCUCUGGCUGAAACAACUCGAGGAGGAAGAGGAGAAAAAACUUGGUCAUCCUUUGGAUAACUCUGUUGAACUCUUGCUUGAUAAUUUCCCGGAAUUCUUUAAUUCUCAUGACCGAGAAUUUCAUGUAGCAUCCCUUCCUUACAAGCCUGAUUUCAAGGUGAUGCCAGAGGGUUGGGAUGGUGUCACCAAAGACUUGGAUGAAGUCCACUAUGAGAUAUCCAAGAAGGAGGAUGAGAUGCUCUAUGAAGAAUUUGUUCAGAAGAUGAACUUCAAUAAAAUGAAGUUGGCAGGGAAGGUAAAAUGCCACAAGUAUAGCAGGAGGCGUCCUUCGGAGGGAUGGAACUUCACAGUAGAGAAAAUGGGAGCAAAAGGGAAGCGCGGCGGUAGCGGUGGCUGGAAGUUCGUAAGCUUGCCAGAUGGAUCCAGCCGACCGCUGAAUGAGAUGGAGAAGAUGUAUGUUAGACGAGAGACUCCCCGACGCAGACGCAAGAUUCUUCCUUGAUCAUAAUUUGCAGCGUCAGAUAGAUGUCAAAGAAAUGUCUGCUUUUCUUGGUCUUGAAAAGAUAGGAAAAUAAAUUAGAAGAAUCGGAAUGAGAUUAUCAUGUUGUAGUUUCUUGCAUGUUUGUGAGAAAUGCUUUGUUUUCUUUACCAUUAUGAUGGUGAUGGUAGUAGCCGAGGAACUUGGAAAUUGAAACCCUGAUUGGUAGUAAUGGAGCUUAUAAUGCAAUUAUGUGAGAAUGUCACUGCUCCUUCAACUGGGAGGCAGAUGUUACGUUGAUGACUGGUACGUAAUCUUCAGAAACUUGCAUAUCCAGGAUCUUCUAGUUCCGUCAACUUUAAUUCGUGACACCAAUCUUAUAUUUUUACUGUUAUAUUUUUACUAUCUUCGUUAAAUUAUAUUGAUGCAGUAUAACUAUUUAAGUUCA
Messenger RNA from Mercurialis annua (annual mercury), 1731 nucleotides. RefSeq names its product protein GAMETE CELL DEFECTIVE 1, mitochondrial. The record is from RefSeq and is a predicted model, not a curated record. The transcript has 4 exons. Lineage: Eukaryota; Viridiplantae; Streptophyta; Magnoliopsida; Malpighiales; Euphorbiaceae. The coding region runs from base 153 to 1307 and encodes 384 amino acids.